This is a messenger RNA of Brassica rapa (field mustard), 4345 nucleotides long. Its product is annotated as pre-mRNA-processing protein 40C. The record is from RefSeq and is a predicted model, not a curated record. Gene Ontology annotation, molecular function: RNA polymerase binding; transcription coregulator activity. Gene Ontology annotation, cellular component: nucleus. NCBI's taxonomy places the organism in Eukaryota, Viridiplantae, Streptophyta, Magnoliopsida, Brassicales, Brassicaceae.
AGAAAGUAGGCAUAUAUCUCCCUUUUGACUCGAAUUGUAAUCACUACCAUCACUAUAUUUAUGGGUCAACUUACCAUCUGCUUUAUAAUGUGAAUAUGCUUUCUAUACCGUAUUGAAUUUAAAACACUAACCACGUGCGUCUAAUAUGUAUUUUAUUCUGACCCGUUGGAGAUAGACGACUUAGGGGUGGCUAAACACAUACUAAAACUAUCGGGCCAUUUAAACAUUUGAUCACAAAACGAAGGUCUUUCCCCUAAAUAAUUAAAAUACAUCGUUUCCUUUUUCGGCGGAACGUAAUCUCAACCGUCCAUCGUUUCCCAUCUCCACACCAUCAUCUAUCUUUACCGUCGGCUGAACUUUGCCUUCUCCUGAAUCGGGGACAUUGAUUCCUAAUUCAUAAACCCUAACUUCUUCCUUCGUUCGCGCUCAGAGAGCUAGAGCCUUCGACGAACAAAGCCGCCGGUGAUUCAAAUCCUCAUCUCUUCAAAAGGUGAUGGAAGGGGAGAAUGUAACGGAGCCGUUGAAUACAGCGGCGCCAUCUACGGGAGAGAGUAUCUUCGCCACAGCUCCUCCUCCAAGUGAUUCAGUAUUGGCUACUGCUGCUUCGAGUGUCUCUCCAAGCAGUAAAUCUCAGCCGGAGCAAUCCUCUAUGUCUAUUGCCACUACUGCGCAAUUGAGUGCUAAUGCAGCAGCCUCCUCAAUUGCUAAUCCCAUACCUCAAGCCCCGCAUAUGCUACAGAAUCCGCCUUUUGGUCGACCAGGAACACUCGCUCCUCCUGGACUCAUGACAUCUCCGCCUGCUUUUCCUGGUUCCAACCCUUUUUCCAGACCCGGGGGUCCUACUCAAAUCAAUCUUGGUGUUCAUCCACACAUGUAUCCUCCUUAUCAUUCUCUGCCGCCAAUGCAUGGAACGCCUCAAGGAAUGUGGCUGCAGCCUCCCCCUAUGGGUGGUAUUCCCAGGGCGCAUUUCCCAUCACAUCCUACUCCUUUUCCUGGUAAUUACCCAUUUCCAGUUCGUGGAGCUUCUUCUCACCUGCCAUAUCCCGGUUCUCAACCGCUUCCUGUGGGGAAUGCUGGCGCUGUUCAUGCGUUACCGGGUCACCAACCGUUAGAUGUUCCUCCUGGUCAAAAGCCAGAAGCACUCUCAGGAAUUGAUGACAGAGCUGGUUCUCAACUAGUAGGAAAUCGAGUAGAUGCCUGGACUGCACAUAAAUCAGAAACAGGAGUUGUUUACUAUUAUAAUUCGGUUACAGGGCAAUCGACCUAUGAAAAGCCUCCUGGUUUUGAAAGGGAGCCUGAUAAAGUGCCGGUGCAGCCAAUUCCUAUCUCUAUGGAGAAUAUACGUGGGACGGAUUGGGCUCUUGUUUCCACAAAUGAUGGCAAAAAAUAUUACUACAACAAUAAAACAAAGGUAAGUAGCUGGCAGAUUCCACCUGAGGUGAAAGAUUUGGUGAAGAAAACGGAGGAGAGGUCAACGGAGAGUUUAGCUUCUGUGCCGAGCGCUGAUUUAACUGAAAAGGGUUCUGAGCAAUCAAGUUUGAGCGCACCUGCUAUUAACAAUGGUGGCCGGGAUGCCGUAUCGCUCAGAACUACAAUUGUUCCUGGUUUCUCAGCGUUGGAUUUGGUCAAAAAGAAACUGCAUGAUUCUGGAGUGCCUGUCUCCUCUACGACAACAUCUGAAGCAAAUGGUGGUAAAUCAAACGAGGUCACACCUAGUGGAGAGAGUGGAGAUGGUAUGGGCAAGGUAAAAGAUGCUACUGAAGGUGGUGACCUUUCUGAUUCUACAUCAGAUUCCGAAGAUGAAGAUAGUGGACCAUCGAAGGAAGAGUGUAUCAAACAGUUUAAGGAAAUGCUCAAGGAGAGAGGAGUGGCACCGUUUUCUAAAUGGGAGAAGGAACUGCCAAAAAUUAUCUUUGACCCUCGCUUUAAGGCAAUUCAAAGUCAUUCUGUUCGAAGAUCUUUAUUUGAGCAGUACGUAAAGACUCGCGCUGAAGAAGAACGUAGGGAAAAGCGUGCUGCUCAUAAGGCAGCUGUUGAAGGUUUCAAGCAGUUGCUGGACGAAGCGUCUAAGGACAUUGAUAAACACACUGAUUAUCAUACUUUUAAAAAGAAAUGGGGAAAUGAUCUGCGGUUCGAAUCACUUGAGCGGAAGGAAAGAGAAGCUUUGCUGAAUGAAAGAAUCCUUUCUUUGAAACGAGCUGCGGACCAGAAGGCGCAAGAAAUCCGCGCAGCAGCAGCCUCUGAUUUCAAGACGAUGUUACAUGAAAGAGAAGUGUCCAUAAAUUCACAUUGGUCCAAGGUAAAGGAUAGCUUGAGAAAUGAUCCAAGAUAUAGAUCUGCUGCACACGAGGACAGGGAGGUCUUUUAUAAUGAGUACAUUGCGGAAUUAAAAGCUGCAAGGGGAGAUGAUUAUGAGAUGAAGAGUAGAGGCGAAGAGGAUAAACUGAGAGAACGAGAGCGGGAGUUGCGGAAACGGAAAGAAAGAGAAGUGCUAGAGGUGGAAAGGGUACGACAAAAAAUCAGAAGGAAAGAGGCAGUCGCCUCUUAUCAAGCUUUGCUAGUGGAGAAGAUCAGAGACCCUGAGGCAUCCUGGACAGAAUCGAAGCCGAAACUUGAGAGGGAUCCACAAAAACGCGCCUUAAAUCCGGAUUUAGAUCCUGCUGAUAAAGAGAAGCUGUUCCGAGACCAUAUAAAGACAUUGUACGAGAGGUGUGCCCGUGACUUUAAAGCUCUUCUAGUUGAAGUCUUGUCAUCGGAAGCUGCUUCUCAGCAGACGGAAGAAGCAAAGACCGUGCUCAACUCUUGGUCGACGGCUAAACAAGUACUCAAAUCCGACAUCCGAUACAGCAAGAUGCCCAGAGAUGACAGGGAAGUCAUAUGGCGCCGAUAUGCGGAAGAUAUCUUGAGGAAACAGAAACAAGAUAGCCCUCAAAAGGAAGAGAAACCAAGAGACUACAAGAUCUAAAAGCUGCAGAAUGCAUUUUCGUAAGAUUAGAAGGCUCAGUUUCUAUACGAAGCUCAUUUGAUUAUCAUUCAUCAAUCAGCUUUGUAUAUUCGACAGAAGAGCAAAUUACUUGCGAGUUCUUUUGAUUUUCUCGUUAGAGGAUUAUGUGGUUUUUGCAAUUUUAGAACUGUAACAAGAAGAUCCUGUCUUUGUUUGAUGUCUACUUUUACUACACUUUCUAUAUAUUACAGUUUGAGUAGACGUUUGUGGUUUAAUAAAUAGAUCUCAUUUUCAAGAAUAUAAAAUCUACAGGGCCAUGUGACGUCGUACAUAGCCAAGACAAUAUUUUGUGCAAGAAUCAAACAUGUCGAUUUCUUUUGUUUGUGUUUCGACAAAAAUGUUGGUUCUAUGAUCAUCCUCCAAAAAACUAAAGCUAAAAUGGGGGAUAAGGCCCAUAGAAGAUAAUAGACGAGCCCAUAAAUAAUGGGCUCUGUUUAAGAACAUUUCACGAUCUACGCGUAGCCGCCGACUACUCUACACCAUCACCGCCAUAAGCGAGGUUUAACAUAUAAAAUUGAAACUUAACCUUACACUUUUGUCAAAUAUUCAAUUCAAUUUCACGGAAAUCACAAGUCAGACAUGGAGAACGGAGAUAUUCCCGAGAACGCCAAUGAACAUUGCCCAGGUCCUCAAUCGGAAAGUGCUGGAAAGUCAGAUUCUUGUGCAGGUUGCCCUAAUCAGGAAGCAUGCGCAACUGCUCCCAAAGGACCUGACCCAGAUUUGGUUGCCAUAGCAGAGAGGAUGAGCACUGUUAAGCACAAGAUUCUUGUUUUGUCUGGUAAAGGUGGGGUUGGCAAGAGCACAUUCUCUGCUUAGCUCUCCUUUGCCCUUGCUGGAAUGGACCAUCAAGUAGGCCUUAUGGACAUUGAUAUCUGCGGCCCAAGCAUGCCGAAAAUGUUAGGCCUUGGAGGGCACGAGAUUCACCAGAGCAACCUCGGAUGGUCCCCUGUCUAUGUGAAAGAGAACCUUGGUGUCAUGUCCAUUGGUUUCAUGCUCCCAAACUCUGACGAAGCUGUGGUCUGGAGAGGUCCCCGCAAGAACGCUCUCAUCAAACAGUUCUUGAAAGACGUCUACUGGAGAGACAUCGAUUACCUCGUGGUUGAUGCCCCACCGGGUCGGGUUUCAGUAACCUUAGGACUCUUGUGGUUCGAGAGAUUCUAAGUACUCUGUCAUGAGCCAGCAAUGUGUAGUCAUGUGUCCUUUGAUUUUCUAUGUUGGAUUUGAAUUAUCUAACUUGUUUAGGAUCAGGACAGCAGUUGGGCCUUCUGAGUUUAUUCCAUGUUUUGUGGUACAAAACGCAGCCUCUGUUUUGAACAUCGUUUUGGUUAAAAUUUUCAAAUA